UCGUGUAUAUUCCACGAUUUGAGUGUUGAUUGAAAUAAUUAAAUGCGAUCAUAAUCUUAUGAAUUUAAACGCGGGAUAUCCAACCGCAUUUUAAGAUGUCAUCCUAUUCCUUGGAUUCCUUGGAAAAAUAUUCAAACAAUGAUCCAAAAACUAUGGCGCGAGAGAAAAUUGGAUUGGCUUGUACUAACCUAAAAAAUCAGGAUAAACAUAAAGAUCGAACGGGUUUUGUGACCGCAAAUAAUUCAGAUGAAGUGGAUGAAACAGGAAGGAAACCACCAACUACGGGAAGAACGUCGAAGCUUGAUGAGAAUAUCGGAAAAUUUAGAAGGAAUGCGAUAAUUACAAGUGGGAGGAUAGCGAAAGGAGAGUUUUGCUGGAGCGUGGAAAAGCUCCCGGUGACAGUUAGUACAAAAACGAAUUUUCGGACGGGGCGUCCCGUUGAAAAAAAGUUCAACGUGCCGAGAGGGCGCUCGUCUUCGUUGUCGUUGUCGAAAUUCCGGCACGAUGGCUCGUCCCUCUCGGGAAAGGGACCCGAGGAUGUCGCCGAGUUCAUGAAAGCCGACAAAAAGCUUGGCAACGUACAGCCGUCUGGCAUCACCGACAGAAGCAAAAAGCCCGUUUCCUACUUGGAAUUCUACCACAGAAGAUUCGCCACAAGCUCCGAAGCGCGUGAUUGCACGCGUGUUCCCGUGGGUUCGACUCCAGCGAAUGGUGAAAUUCGAACGACGAACAAACGGCCAACGAGUACAAACGACGGCGACGCUACUUUGUUGCUCCCGCGGGUCGAGGAUUUCCAUCGUCCAGAGUUACAGCAUAUCGUGUCCGAAGAAUCAAGCGGAAGUCGUUCCUGCGAUACUUUCGUUGCGAAAGGGACAGAAUUCGAAAGGAACGGAAACGAUUCCAAGCCAGGAUGGCCAGGAUGCUGUUCCGACGGUGGCCAACCGAUAAAUCGGCAACGACGAGUAUCUUACAAACCUUACGGUAUCGAGGACUACAAGAACCUCAGCGUUCCGAGUCCUGAUCGUUCACUCGGUCCUGACAGGCACGCGAUGGAAAAAAAGGGAGAGUGGCUGAUGCGACGCAGAACUUACGGAGACUCGGUUAGUGCUCUCAACCGCCAGCGAAUUCUACGUCGUGCUGAGAAACUCAAGAAUUCAAGACGCAGCGAUUCUGAAAAAUCUCUAUCGGAUGGGCUUGCUUCAAUGAAUGCGAAACAUGGGGGUCCCGCAUCAAAGGCUUUGUUGCAACGAGACACAAGCAGCCCUGGAACGAGGCUUCCACGUUCCAAGCAGCGGAAAAUCUUUAACAAGAAAGCAGAGGGUGUGAGUGGAGCAGGAAUAUCAUCGCCCAACAUCCGCAAAGAGGUAUCAGGGUCAAAUUCGUCAAAGAGUAUAACGAAGGCUCGAGCUUUGACUCGGGUCGACAGCAAUUUGUACGAGACCUCGAGUGACGUUCUCGACGACGAAUCGAUGAACCUGGAGAACUUGCGACAGCGCCAUCUUCAGGAGAAGAUUAUAAUAGAUCGUGUUUUGAGACGAGGCUUGUAUGCCUAACGAUAUUAUGUUUCAUUAAUCAUCCUCCAUCUAUGAAAUACAA
Venturia canescens is the source of this 1596-nucleotide messenger RNA. RefSeq lists its product as uncharacterized. The record is from RefSeq and is a predicted model, not a curated record. The transcript has 6 exons. Bases 96 to 1553 code for a protein of 485 amino acids. NCBI's taxonomy places the organism in Eukaryota, Metazoa, Arthropoda, Insecta, Hymenoptera, Ichneumonidae.